This is a messenger RNA of Nelumbo nucifera (sacred lotus), 1951 nucleotides long. RefSeq names its product cytidine deaminase 1-like. Gene Ontology annotation, cellular component: cytosol. Gene Ontology annotation, molecular function: zinc ion binding; cytidine deaminase activity. The record is from RefSeq and is a predicted model, not a curated record. NCBI's taxonomy places the organism in Eukaryota, Viridiplantae, Streptophyta, Magnoliopsida, Proteales, Nelumbonaceae.
CUCAAUUUAUUUUAUGGAAGAGAAAUUUGUCAAUAAGAUAGUGAGAGGGAGGAGAUAAAUUCCAGAUUUGAUAUUUCUUCAAUUUCAAGUCUGAAAGCUCUGCUUUCUCAUGAAACCCUGUUAUUUCCUUUUUUCUUCUGCAUCUAAACGUUAAAACUAGAAUGUGGUAAAUGCCUGAAACCUUCCCUGGGUUUCUGACAAUAUCUGAAGCCUCCCUGAACUUUGAGGACUCCCCUGACUUUAACUCUUGGGGGUAAAUAGGCUUAUAGACCCGUUCCGUUACUGUGACGUUAGCAAACCUAACCGAACCGAAAUUGCUGACGAUAAAAUGCCAAAUUUGGCCAUGGAUGAGAAUCGUGAGGAGACGAGCAUCGCCGCGACUCUCUCUCUCUCUCGCUCGCUCGCUCGGUCCUCACACUGCCAAUACAGUAAUCCCUAAUCCAGAAUCGACGUUCCUCUUGUUUAAUCUUCCAUCAAAAUGGAACAAGCCCGAUUCGUCAUCGAAUCGGCCGAUGUCGAAUCAAUGGCGAAAGAAUCAGGGCUCUCACUGCUGCAACUCCUUACGUCGUUGGUCAAAUCCACACAAGACCUAGCGAGGCCCCCCAUCUCCAAAUACCAUGUCGGAGCAGUCGGAUUAGGAUCCGACGGUCGAGUCUUCUUGGGAGUGAACCUCGAAUUCCCUGGGCUCCCUCUCCACCACUCCGUUCACGCCGAGCAAUUCCUGAUAACUAACGCAGCCAUCCACGGCAGCACCCGGCUCCGAUACAUCGCCGUCUCAUCGGCCCCGUGCGGCCACUGCCGUCAAUUCAUGCAAGAAAUACGUGGAGCCUCCGACAUCAACAUCCUUGUCACGUCGACGGAAAACGAGGGAGACAACCGGGAAGACGUCGCGUUUCGGCCGAUGUCCCAUUUCCUGCCCCAGAGAUUCGGACCCGACGAUCUGCUGAACAAGGAUGUGCCGUUGCUUUUAGAGCCCCAUCACAACGGCCUGACUUUCAGUGACGACCACGACGAGAUUAAUGGUGAGGCCAAUCGGUGCUACAGUAACGACAGCGUUGUAGCGGAUUAUAACAAGCUAAAGUAUGCCGCACUCGAAGCGGCGAACAAAUCCCACGCGCCGUACAGUGGAUGUCCAUCUGGGGUGGCCCUUAUGGACAUGGAAGGGAAGAUCUACAAAGGGUCGUAUGCGGAAUCGGCAGCGUAUAAUCCAAGCCUGGGGCCAGUUCAGGCAGCGCUGGUGGUGUAUGUGGCGGCCGGCGGUGGCGGUUAUGAGAAGAUUGUGGCAGGGGCGCUGGUGGAGAAGGAAGGAGCAGUGGUGGGCCAAGAAGGCACGGCACGGCUGUUGCUGCAGUCAGUAUCGCCACGAUGUGAUUUUGUAGUGUUCCAUUGCAAUUCGGCUUCCUCUACAUGUAAAAAGCCCUGUUAAUAACAUUGAUUUGGAGGAUGACGACUGAAAUUGAUGUACAAAAGAUAUAGAUUUUAAUAGGGGCAGAACGGUUAGUUUAACUCUCUCUCUCUAUCUCCCCUUAAAAGUGAGGGAAAGGGUUUAGAAGUCCAUUUAACCCCCAAAAAUCAGGGGAGUUUUUUGGGUUGGGUCAAAGUACAGAGGAGGUUGGGGAGGUUCAAGGCAUUGUCAAAAUUCCAGGGCAGGUUUAAGGCAUUAAAAUUUUUUGCAUUGUUUUUCUUCUCUUAUUCGAUUGUUGUCAAUUGUCAUAUUAUAUGAUUUGUAGUAUUUUUAGACACUAGAUGAUAGAAAUGAGGCAGUUAUUUUGAUUGUUGUCUAUAAAUUCCACAUGAUUUCGCCAUUCUGAUUAUGGAAAUGAGGUUCAAGUACUGAUUUCAUUUCUAAUUCUUCUUUCAAGUAACGGAAAAUGGCUUCUUUUGAGGUUCAACUUCCAGUGAUGAUAUCAUGUAUCUUCUAUGACUGUCUAAUUUAUGGGUUCUUGUAUUA